AUGAGAUCCUCAUUGUUUGGGUCCGCGGCGGCCGGCCUGUCGACCCUAUUGUCACUACUGCCGACCGCACAAGCCUUGUCAUUCGAAACCAUCUCACUCCCCGACUUGGACCUGUCCUCUUUAGGGCGGGUCUCCAUCAGCGGUAACUUUGAUGGCGUCUCUUUGUACGAAUAUGAAGGCCAAUCCGAGGUCACUCUAACCAACGGCUCUUCAUCAAUCCUGACACCCCUCCCCAAUGGAAUUCUCACGAACCUCUCAACUGCCGACGCCCAGAUCCAGGCCAUGUGUGCCUUUACGAAGAAAGACGGAACUUUUGCUGGAAUUUUUGUUGGAGGAAACUUUACGACGUUAGGUGGUGUGGAAUCGCGAGGUGCGGCCUUGUUCAACCCGAACACCAGCACUGUUACAGCCUUGCCAGGAUUGAAUGGUUCAGUGUCAGCCGUGGCAUGCGACCAGAGCACAAAUCGAGUUUACGUCGGAGGAACCUUUGAUCACAAGAAUAGCUCGAACGCGAUCGCCUGGAGUCCCGACAAUGGCUGGACUGAUCUCGCAUUUGAAGGCCUGAAUGGUCCUGUGAAAUCGAUCCUGAAAGCACAAAACGGCCACAUCAUCUUUGGAGGAACAUUUGAUGGAACAGGCAACUCAUCAAGCUCAUCGAAUACUACAUAUGGUCCACAGGUUUUGAACUUGCAGAAUGCAACCAUCACCUCCGAUGCCACAUCUUCCAUGACUGGAUACGAAAGUCCUGAAAACAUUAUUUGCUCCACAAGCGGCGUGGCAGCUAAGGGUAAAACUUGGCUGCUUUACGACUACUCACCUGGAUACUGGCGCGCCGAGCUUGGUUUCACCGCCAACCCAUCCAAAGUUCGCCUCUACAACACCCAUCUGGAUGGUCGUGGUACCAAGACCUUUUUGUUCCGCGCUUUACCCGAUGAUGGAAUCAUGAAUAUGACUUAUACGGACUCCGCGGGUAAUGCAGCUUACUGCGACCAAGAGUGUCCCUUGUCCAACAGCACCAGCGAAAAAUAUCGUGACUUCACCCUUGUCGACCCGGUGGGCAUGACCGGACUCCAGAUCGAAGUUUUGGAUUGGUACGGCGAAGGUGCUGGAUUGAAUGGAAUUGAGAUUUAUCAAGACACCAUCUACUCUUACGCUGUCGACACAUUUAACGAGCCUACUUGCGCCGGUAUUGAAUACCCAUCCAAGUCGAUCGUGACCGGCACCUGGGACGUUGAUUCGACUUAUCUGUCUACCCAAGUCACUAAUGCCAACGACACUGACGCUUCCGUUGUCUUCCAGCCUGAUGUGAAAGAAUCUGGAAAAUACCAAAUUAAUCUUUACACCCCUGGAUGUUCUGACAACGAUAGUUGCUCUUCCCGUGGCAUGGUGAACGUCACAGCCACCGUAGCUAGUGGUACCGAUUCAUCCAACCCGUCCCCCACGACCAUUUACCAGACAAACGACGACGACAAGUAUGACAUCUUAUACUCUGGACAUGUUGACAAAGCCAGCGAUUCGUUCCGCCCCAGCGUUACUAUCCAACCGAUUGUUGACCAAGGAGACAUCAAUGUUGUGGCGUGGCGCGUUAAGUUUAUCCCGCUCUUCAACACAACGAAGGCUUCCGAAUCAGAAUCAAGCUCUGACUCGGACUCGGACUCGGACUCGGACUCGACAGCUGAAGAUUUGAACGGACUGUACGAUUAUGAUCCCACUUCGACCUCGACCGAUACCGAAACAUCCGAUAUCAACACUGCUGGAACAUCACUUAACAAGGAUGCUUCAAUCCUUAGUUUGGCCGAAUACGACGGCAUUAUUUACGCCGGUGGUAACUUUUCCGACAGCAGCAUCAGCUAUGUCAUGUCCAUCACCGAUGGCAACGCCACUGCAAUGCCAGGAGGAGGUUUAAACGCCGAAGUUCAAACUAUGGCUACUCUCGACAAGUUUUUGUACGUUGGUGGUAACUUCACAGACACCUCUGACGGUGGUGUCGAUGGCCUUUACCAUGUUGCGGCCUACUCCUUCUCAACGAAGAAGUGGUCUGCCCUAGGAGCUGGCCUGAACGGUCCCGUUUCGAGUAUCUAUGCGAUUGAUCUGAAUGUGUCUUCCUCUGUCAACGAGACAACCAUUGCCGUCAGUGGCGAUUUCGAUGAGAUUCGCGCAUCUGGCGGUGACUCCGCAAUCAGUGUCCCCGGCUUUGCCAUCUGGCUUCCGUCAAACCAAACCUGGCUCCAGAGCCUCAAUGUCACUCAAAUGGAGUUUGCUGGUCAGCUCUCUGCGGUUGCAUCAGUGAACGAGACAUCCAUCCUUGCUGGCAGCUUGGCCACUGAUGGAUAUACUGCCUCCGACUCAGUGUGGCUGCAAAACUCUGACGACGAUCUCAGCCUGCUUCCUUUGACUAUGAACAUUAACCAAACUGGAUCAGGUAUUGGAUUAGUUACUGGUGUGUACGAUACGGAGUCUAGUCGCAACCAAACUCUGUUCGGUGGUCAAUUCAAUGCCACCGCCACCGACGGCUCCACAAUUUCAACUGUUGCUAUCCUAAAUGGAACCGACUCCAUCUAUGGCCUGCCUCAAGGUGUUGAUACCAACUCGACCGUCCGCUCUAUGGCAGUUUACAACAACACACUUUUUGCUGGUGGCAAUGUCACUGGUACUAUCAGUGGUUCGUCGAUCAACGGUUUCUUCACUUACGACUUGGCUGGCAAGAAAUUCUUAUCUCAACCCUGGGAGCUUCAUGGGUCUAAUGUGUCUGUCAACGCCAUUGCUGUUCGACCGGACUCAUCGGAAGUUUACAUUGGCGGCAACUUUGAUACUGCCGGUUCCUUGCCUUGCGAAACUGUUUGCGCUUUGGAUUCCUCCCUCAACUCCUGGAGUUGGCCCGGCGUUAGUAUUGGUGGUAAUGCGAUUGCCCUUAGCUGGGCUAGCUCUAACAUCUUAUAUGCUGCGGGCAAUCUCACAGUUUCGGGAAUCAGCACCUUCGUCGCCACCUUUAACGUAAAGACUGAGGCCUGGACUUCUGUGACAGGUGCAAACCAGUCCGAGAUCCCCGGUGAGCUUACUGCAUUCACACCGGCCGCUGAGGACGUUUCGACAUUCUGGAUUGCUGGCACAUCGACCAAUGGCUCUGCCUAUUUCCUGAACUACGAUGGCACCAAGUUCCAAUCUCCCGGUAACUUGUUCUCCGAGGGCACUGUCAUUCGCGGCAUGGAAGUUCUCCCCCUGAACCAAAAUCACAAAUCUGUUGAACUUUUGAAUGACGACCAGACGCUAUUGCUGAUGGGCCAACUCAUCAUUCCCAACUUCGGUAACGCGUCUGCUGCUCUGUACAACGGAACCACCGUCACCCCUUUCAUCCUUUCCUCUACAUAUGAUGGCCAACCUGGAAGCAUGUCGCAGCUGUUUUCUGAGAACCAGAAUCCCUAUGACACCACAUCGAGCCAUCAUUCCAAUGGCAUUGUGGUUCUGGUGGCAUUCUGCUGUGCACUUGGCUGCGUCUUCCUUAUUGUCGCAGCCGGUGUGAUCAUGAACAAGAUCCAGCGUCGUCGCCAAGGCUACUCUGCAGCCCCGCAAUCGUUUGGUACCGACCGACCAUCUGACAUGCAGCGCGUACCGCCCGAGUAUCUUUUCAAUUCCAUCGGGCAAGCGAACCCGACCGCCCCGGCCAUCUAA
Penicillium verhagenii is the source of this 3669-nucleotide messenger RNA. RefSeq lists its product as uncharacterized. The record is from RefSeq and is a predicted model, not a curated record. Gene Ontology annotation, biological process: positive regulation of establishment of bipolar cell polarity regulating cell shape. The transcript is spliced from 2 exons. The coding region runs from base 1 to 3669 and encodes 1222 amino acids. Gene Ontology annotation, cellular component: plasma membrane of growing cell tip. Lineage: Eukaryota; Fungi; Ascomycota; Eurotiomycetes; Eurotiales; Aspergillaceae.